This is a messenger RNA of Arabis nemorensis, 183 nucleotides long. NCBI's taxonomy places the organism in Eukaryota, Viridiplantae, Streptophyta, Magnoliopsida, Brassicales, Brassicaceae. The record is from the annotation of a GenBank genome assembly.
AUGGGAAAUACGAAUGUGGUAGAGCAACAAAUUGCAACAUCUGAUGCUAAGGUUGAUCCAGUUCAACAACAGGUUGCAAAGCUGGUUGGUGAGAAACAGUUAAUCGAUGUGGAGGAAAUACUGGAUUCCGAGGUCUCGGGCUCUGCUUUGUGGACGAGAGUACGUAGGGAGAGUAAGAGCUAA